Molecule: messenger RNA, 656 nt
Organism: Triticum dicoccoides
Lineage: Eukaryota; Viridiplantae; Streptophyta; Magnoliopsida; Poales; Poaceae
Product: transmembrane protein 256 homolog
Exons: 5
Coding region: 100-447 (115 amino acids)
Cellular component (GO): membrane
Source: RefSeq, a predicted model, not a curated record
GCCAACUCCCUAAAAAAAACGCCAACCACCAGCGGAGAAGGAAGGAAGGAAAGCACAAGCAGAAGCAACCGAGCGAACGGCGACGACGACCCGAAGAAGAUGGUGAUGCCCACGGACCCUAUGCUAUGGCACAAGGUGGCCGCCGUCUCCGGGGUCGCUGCGCUUGGACUGGGCACCUAUGGAGCGCACAUGUUCCGCCCGCAGAACCCUAGAUACAAAGAGAUUUGGCAGACCGCGUCCCUGUACCAUCUCGUCCACACCGCGGCGCUGCUCGGGGCUCCCAUGACCAAGCGCCCCAACAUCUUCGGAGGCCUUCUGACAACUGGGAUUGUGCUCUUCUCUGGAACGUGCUACACUGUGGCUUACCUUGAAGACAGGAAGUUCUCUUCACCAGCACCGAUCGGUGGCUUUGCAUUCAUUGCUGCUUGGGCCAGCCUGCUCUUCUGAUUGUAUUGUGUUUUAUCGGGUGAAAACUAUGUCUACUUUACACAAGGCUUUGUAUCAGUCGCUCUAUUAGGUCAUGAUUGUACUGCUGUGGCACACAACUUUCUCAUACCUUUACAAAAUAAUUAGAAUAAAACAGUUCCCUUGAUGUUUCACACUUCCUCAUUUGUACAUCCUGCUUAACAGUCCGAUCAACUGCUCAUGCCAAUGAA